Messenger RNA from Trichomycterus rosablanca, 1059 nucleotides. Its product is annotated as DNA damage-inducible transcript 4 protein-like. Gene Ontology annotation, biological process: negative regulation of TOR signaling; response to hypoxia; apoptotic process. The coding region runs from base 39 to 593 and encodes 184 amino acids. Lineage: Eukaryota; Metazoa; Chordata; Actinopteri; Siluriformes; Trichomycteridae. The transcript has 2 exons. The record is from RefSeq and is a predicted model, not a curated record. Gene Ontology annotation, molecular function: 14-3-3 protein binding. Gene Ontology annotation, cellular component: cytoplasm.
GUCCGUAUCUAGUUUACCACAGGAUCUAAUAAUCCACCAUGGACUAUUCACCAUCCGAAUCCAGUGUCUCAAAACGCCUCUCCUGGGGAAAAAUGGUCCAAAAGCUGCUCGAGUUUAACCAACUCGAUGAAAAAGCAAAUAAAAGAAAUUCUGGGUGUUUAUCAGUGGACUCGAUGGAAGAUGACCCUUUAGAAGAGGCUCUGUGUGCAGAAACAGUGGCUAAUGUAUCAGAUCUGCUGACUGACUGCAGUACAGAUCUCGGCUGCUCCAGGCUUGAUGUUCCUCAUGUUUUGCUGGAGCGAAUCGGACAUGAACUACAGCACUUAGCCGCUACUGAACCCUGUGGAAUCAGAGGAGCCAUCAUUGACGUGUGCAUAGACAAAAGCAAGAAGCAUCAGAGUGUGGGACAGAUAUCCGUGGAUCCUGAUAUUGUUCCAACUUUCCAGCUCACAUUUUUACUGCGCCUAGAUCUUGGAGGACUCUGGCCAAAAUUCACAAGCAGACUGAGUAACUCAGUUAAACUGAGUCCAGGCUUCACAGUGGUGAAAAGAAAGCUCUAUAGUUCAGAAGAAGUAUACGUAGAAGAAAUAUGACAUGAAGACAAAGCACUUGUUUUAUUAUAUUUCUAGGUGUUUUGGACAAUCUCUGCAUUAUCCUUUGUUAAAGAAUAAUGACUAUGCAAAUAGUAAUGUAUGGGUUUUACCAUACACCAUUUACAACAGGCAUUAUAGUAAGCUGGUACAGACCAAGCUGUGGAACAGUGUUUUAUGUUUUGAAAAAUGUCCAUAAGUGGACCAAUGGCAGCUAGAUGUUAUCUACCUCAAAAGGGCACUUUUGUCCAACACAUCUUGUUAUUGUACUUUGGUUAAGUGUACUAUGUACAAUUUUACCAAACAGUCAUUAGUUAGGCAUAAGCGUUUGCACAAUAUUUGCACUCAUUACUUGACAAAGUUUAUAAAUGUACACUAGUUAACAUGAUUUUUUUACAGUUUAAAUGUACAAAUGAAAUGUUAACAAAUGUUUACAAUCAAAUACCAUUAAAAGUAUUUUGUACCUGAA